Plasmodium relictum is the source of this 1686-nucleotide messenger RNA. Its product is annotated as conserved Plasmodium protein, unknown function. The record is from RefSeq and is a predicted model, not a curated record. Lineage: Eukaryota; Apicomplexa; Aconoidasida; Haemosporida; Plasmodiidae. Gene Ontology annotation, biological process: intracellular sterol transport; sphingolipid metabolic process; regulation of plasma membrane sterol distribution. Gene Ontology annotation, cellular component: Golgi apparatus; cortical endoplasmic reticulum. The coding region runs from base 1 to 1686 and encodes 561 amino acids. The transcript has a single exon.
AUGAUUUGUAUAAAAUGUGGGAGAUCUAAUUCUAGUUUAUAUACAGUAUAUAAUAAAACAAAUAUAAAAUUGAAUGAAUGUAAUAGAUGUAAUGAAACAUGCGAUGGAUAUAUGGAGAAGAAUACGUUCAUAAUACUUAUGAAUAUUUUAUUCUUAAAACCUGAAAUAUAUAGGCAUAUUGUUUUUAAUAGAUUAAAAUAUCAUGAUAAAUUUAUACACAGUUUUUUUUUUAAGAUGAUCCUUUUAUUUUUGAUAAUAAAUUCAUAUUUACACCCAAAUUUUGAAUCAGGAAACCUAAAAAAAAAUGCUUUAUCAGAAAUAUUCUUAAUGAAUAAUAAUUUGGAAUCUAUUUCAGAUACUGAUUCUUUAACUUAUAAUUGUUCUUCCUAUACUUUAUUCAUGUAUAAAUAUGAUAAUAGGUAUAAAUUAUAUGGAUUAUAUAAUAUCUUUAAUAAUUCUAAUAUAUCUAAUUUAGUUAAUGUUCAAAAAGAUAAAUUUUUAACUUGUAUUAUUAAUAGCAACAAGCUAAAUGAUUAUAAUUUAUGUAUUGUUAAUAAAAAACAUAAAAAUUCAUAUGACUAUGACAAGCAAAUUAUAGAUAUGCUUCUUCAUGAAAAUAUAAAUUAUUCAAAUAAAUUUAAUAAUAAUGAAUUUAAAUUAAAAGAGAAAAAAAAAAAAAAUAAAAAUAAGUGGAUGGAAUUGGGGGCAGCAAAAUUCUUAAAAAAAGCUAUUUUGUUUAUAAAAGAGAAAAUAAAGUAUAAAUCUAUUUUUAAACUAAGAAAAAACAACUUAUUACUGAAAAAUAAUAUGAUAACUUUUAAAAACUUAGAUGAAUAUAAUAGUCUAUUUCAAAUAAUAAACAUUCUAGUAUAUUAUAACUUAGAUGAUUACAAGAUAGUUUUUGAAACCAAAGAAAAAGAAACAUUCAACUUAUAUUAUAUAAUGAAAUUCUUAAAUAAUAUUUUUUUUUAUGAAAAAUCAAAAAAGAAAAAUUAUAUAAAAAGUGAAACAAAUGUAUUUAUAAAAAAAGAUUCCAAUGAUUUCUGUUUUUAUGAUAAUAAGAAUUCUGUAUUUAACAACAUAUGUUAUGAUUAUAAUUAUUUAGACAAUCAUUUAUAUGGAUUAAAACAUUUAUGUAGAAAACUUUUAAGAAACAUAAAUUUUACAUUAAGAAAAAAUGCAGAAGAGAUAAAAAAAAAAAAAAAUAAAAAUGAAGAUAAUUUUGAAAUAAAACAAAUUAGUAUGUAUUCAAAGCUUUUAUAUUCACAACUAGAUAAUGAAAAGUAUAUCUUAAAAAUAUGUAAUUCAUCAUUUUCUCUAAAAAAGUUAAAAUCAGUUAUAAUUAACUAUUUUGCAUAUUUUUUGUUUUUAUGUAUUUUUACACAUUUUUUGAAGUUAUAUCAACAAAAGAAGUACAAAGUUAAAAUAACAAUGGUAAAAUAUAAUUAUCUUUUUAUGUUGUUUGUGCUAAGUAAUUACCCAUCUCUAAUAUAUUUUAUUUUGAAAGUGUUCAAUUAUAAUUAUAUAAAUAUUUAUUUAAACAUAUAUACAUUAAUUUGCAAUAUAAUAGCAUAUCAUAUAUUUAUAUCCAAUGACAAUAAUUAUAUUUGCUAUUCUAUAUUUUCUGUACUUACUAGCUAUAUAUUGAAAAACCUACUUAUGAUUAAAAUAAAUACUUAUAUAUAG